Vigna angularis (adzuki bean) is the source of this 785-nucleotide messenger RNA. RefSeq names its product cysteine proteinase inhibitor 1. The coding region runs from base 62 to 409 and encodes 115 amino acids. Gene Ontology annotation, molecular function: cysteine-type endopeptidase inhibitor activity. Lineage: Eukaryota; Viridiplantae; Streptophyta; Magnoliopsida; Fabales; Fabaceae. The record is from RefSeq and is a predicted model, not a curated record. The transcript has a single exon.
AAUCCUGAAUUUUCAAGUUUCAAGUGAAAGAAAGAGAGAGAAGAAACAGUUACCAGUCACUAUGAAACCUCUCCAGUGCCUUAUUCUUCUGAUGUUUGUUCUCUUUGCUUCUGCGGUUGCAAGGAAGGACAAUAUGAGCGGAGGGUGGAGUCCCAUCACGAACAUCAACGAUCCUCACGUAAAGGAGAUAGCAGAUUACGCGGUUACGGAGUAUGUUAAGCGAUCGGGUCAUAAAUUGAAGUUGGAGAAGGUAUUGAAGGGCGAGAUUCAGGUAGUUGCAGGGCUCAACUACCGCCUUACCCUAGCGGCCGCCGACGGUUCUUCUUCCAACAACUACGAAGCAAUUGUGUGGGAGAAAGCGUGGCAGCAUUUCAGGAACCUCACUUCCUUUACCCCUGUACGUGUUUAAUGGUUCUGUUGUCUUGUAGUGCCUAUCUAUCUUCUGUGUAUUAUUAUUAUAUACACUAAUAAAAUCUUAAGUUAGGUAAACUAGAUGUUCUGUGAAUCUUAUUUUAUUAUUCCUCUGCGUGUUAAGAUGUUUCUAAAAUUGAAGAUUUGCGUUUUCAAUGUUUUCUUUUCUUUGGGGAAAAAUGUUGUAGGAGGUAUGUUGAGGAGCCAAAAUCUUAAUUAAAAGGUUAAAUUUGUAAAUUCAAUCUUCCAAAUUGGUUUUAGAAGGCCGAAUUAGUAUAAUUUAGUUAGGUCUUUUUGUACAAAGUGGGAAGGUUGACUGUGUAAUGCAUUUAAAGGUUUAUUUUAUUAAACGGGGAUAAAUUUAUUUUAAAAAA